CGACGGCUAGAGGAAGAAGCUACUGCUCAGCCGUCGUCAUGGAAUCGUCACGUGUGGGCUGCCAUGACGUCGGCUAGCGGAACAAGCUACUGCUCAGCAUAUAAAAGCCAUGGCUUAUCAGACUGCCUCUCAGGAUCACUCAGCAUCAGCAUGACAGCCAGAGACGCGGAGGCGGAAGAGGCCCACCUGUCCAACAACACUGGUGUGGCGGGUCAAGCGGGGAGCUCGUGUCAAUCUGACCUGAAUGGCUCUUCCGGCGGGGUCGCGAGGGAGCGAGGUCGGAACUGGGGAUGGAUGCUGUCCGGGAUCAUCUGCGUCAACAUCCUGAUCCUGGGCUGUGCCUUGGCCAGUGGCACUGCUUACAAAAAUGUAAACAUCAGCACCCCUGACCUGCAGAUUUUCCUCAUUAUCCUCCUAAUCCUCACCACCACCUGGAUGAUUUAUUACGUCUUCUACACAGCCAAGUACGAAGGGUCUGUUGUAUACAAGGAUGCCCACGCUGGACCUAUAUGGCUAAGGGGAGGACUUGUGCUGUUUGGGCUCCUGAGCAUCAUCAUGGACAUUUUCAAGAUAGCCAGCUACGUGGGAUACCUUCACUGUGACUCCGCUGUUAAAGUUGCAUUCCCUGUGAUCCAAGUUGUCUUCAUAAUUGUGCAGACGUAUUUUUUCUGGGUCCACUCCAAGGACUGCGUGCAGCUGCAGAGGAACAUUACACGCUGUGGGCUGAUGCUCACCCUCUCCACAAACCUAGUUGUGUGGAUGACCGCUGUCACUGAGGAGUCCGUUCACCAAACGACGGCUCCCAAAGAUCCUGAAUAUCCUGAAUAUCCUGAAUAUCCGAGCAACGCCACUAAGAUCCACGGACGAGGCUUGUACAUCAAAGGAGCCAGUUAUGGAGACGAUAAGUGCAAGUGCAGCCACACUUCAUGUAGCGUGUUCAAAGAGGCCUACUACUACUUAUACCCCUUCAACAUCGAGUACAGUCUCUUUGCCUCUGCCAUGGCCUACGUCUUGUGGAAAAACGUUGGUAGAUUACUAGAGGAACGCGGCCACCACCACAUCAAAUUCCACAUAAAAGACGCAAUCCUCGGCCCCGUGGCAGGAGUUCUCUUAGUGGUGGCAGGCCUGGCAACCUUCAUCGUCUACGAGAUGGAGAUGCACAAUAGCCAUGAUGAUGACACGAAAGACUACGCCGUGAUGAUCCACUUUGUCAUGAACAUAGUGAUCCUGACGCUGAUGUCUGUGUCCACUGUGGUCGGCUGCGUCAUCUACAAAGUGGACCACCGGGAGCACGUGACGGAUAAAAACCCCACACGCAGCCUGGAUGUUGGGCUGCUGGUGGGAGCUUCACUGGGGCAGAUCGUCAUCAGCUAUUUCACUAUCGUAGCCAUGGUUGGAACCGGAGCCAAAGGCCACCUGAACAGGCUCAACCUGACGGGAGCUCUCCUGAUGGUGAUCCAACUCGGCCUGCAGAACUUCUUCAUCAUCGAAGGCUUACACCGGGAGCCCUACCACGAGGUGCACCCGGUGGACACAGUGAUGGCAAAUCCAUAUGUGCUGCAGCCAAGCAAGGAGCUGAGCCUCGAGGGAUCAGAUAUGGACAAAAAGCCCAGCCCGGUGCCCACGGCAUUCAACCUGCACAGCCACAAGGAAGAGCACAGACACAAACUGAUAUGGAAGAGGCGGGUGCUUAAGGAAGUCUGUGCGUUCCUGCUGCUGGGCAACAUCAUACUCUGGAUCAUGCCGGCGUUCGGAGCCAGACCCCAGUUUGACCACGACACCGAAACUGAAUUCUACCAAUUCAACUUGUGGGCUGCCGUUGUGAAUAUUGGACUUCCUUUUGGCAUCUUUUACCGCAUGCACUCAGUUGCCAGUCUGUUUGAGGUUUUCCUGACCUCAUGAUGCUGCAGGCGCAAACAAUGUGUACAGCAAACUGUUUUAGCAUUAUAAAGCUGUUUUGUAUAAACUGUAGUUUAUAUGUGAUGAUGGUUCGUUCCUCUAUACAUCUGUCAAGUAGAUAAUGACACAAAUAAAAUACAAUCCUCUCAUCUCCCAUUAUAGUCUGUAUAUGUGAUGUAAAUGUAUUUCAAAAUGUUAUUUUCAUAAGUAAAAAAAAUCAAUUGUGAAGCUAAUCUUGAUUUCUUUUUCAUGCUCUGUAUGCACAAAAUAAAGGCAAUAAAAUGA
Acanthopagrus latus (yellowfin seabream) is the source of this 2184-nucleotide messenger RNA. Its product is annotated as proton channel OTOP2-like. Gene Ontology annotation, molecular function: proton channel activity. The record is from RefSeq and is a predicted model, not a curated record. Gene Ontology annotation, cellular component: membrane. The transcript is spliced from 9 exons. Lineage: Eukaryota; Metazoa; Chordata; Actinopteri; Spariformes; Sparidae. Gene Ontology annotation, biological process: proton transmembrane transport. Bases 64 to 1902 code for a protein of 612 amino acids.